AUGGCUUCGCAACAAGCGGAAGAGAAGACAUAUCAUCCCCAAGAUGCAAUCGAUGCCGCAUUCAAGAGCACUGCUCUUACAGGAGGAUUUGGCCUGUUUGCCUCGGCCGUUCAAAACACUCUUGCAAAGCAGAAUGUCGGACCCUUAGGUAUCCUCACUCGGAGCGGAGGGACAAUUGCUGCCUUUGCGGCAAUGGGCGGUACAUAUUCCUUCGUGCGAACGGCGUCGGCAAACCUUCGAGAGCAGGAUGACACAUGGAACACAGCAUUGGGUGGAUUCUUUGCUGGUUCAAUCCUCGGAUUGCGAGCACGAACAUUUCCUUCUGUGUUUGGAUACGGAACUGCUCUGGCCGUGACUUUGGCUGCAUUUGAAUAUACCGGAGGCACAUUGUGGGGAAAGAACAAGGAUCAGAACCUGGACAAAUAUGAACAACUAGAAAAGUUACGAAAGAAUUACCGUACUCCGGCCGAGGAGACGAUCGCACAACUGGGCGAGGGACGAGGUAUCUAUGGCCCUGGCUAUGCCGAGCGUCGACGCGAGCGGAUCAAGGAAGCAUAUGGCAUUGACGUUCCAGCAACACCACCGCCGGCGUCGUGA
This is a messenger RNA of Talaromyces atroroseus, 597 nucleotides long. RefSeq lists its product as hypothetical. The record is from RefSeq and is a predicted model, not a curated record. Lineage: Eukaryota; Fungi; Ascomycota; Eurotiomycetes; Eurotiales; Trichocomaceae. The coding region runs from base 1 to 597 and encodes 198 amino acids. Gene Ontology annotation, biological process: mitochondrial respiratory chain complex I assembly. The transcript is spliced from 4 exons.